AUGCGCGUCCCAUCAUUCCCCAACAUCGUGCGCACGCUCUACACGCUCAGCAACGCCACAGCCCACCGCCUGUUCCUCCAGCACCCUCUGCGGGGUUCGACGCACACCAUCUCGCAAGCCCAAGCCCACCGCGCAACAGUCCUGCGCUCUAUGCCCUCGAUCCCAUUCCUGGGCGCAUUAUUCGGGACCACUACGAGUAGCUCAUCCUCCAAGAUGUCGUACCCAGACACACGCUCCGACGACGAGUGGCGCGCCGUGUUGAAUAAAGAACAAUUCCGCAUCCUUCGCGAAAAGGGCACAGAGGCCCCCUUCACGGGCGAAUACGACAAACACAUGCCCUCGCAGGGCGUGUACGCCUGCGCGGCGUGCAGCGCGCCGCUGUACAAGGCCGACCACAAAUUCAAGUCCGGCUGCGGGUGGCCCGCGUACUUUGAUUCCCUGCCCGGCGCGGUCACGCGGCAUACGGACCGCACGUUCGGCAUGGAGAGGACGGAGAUUGUGUGUUCAAACUGCGGGGGCCACCUCGGGCAUGUGUUCAAGGGCGAGGGGUAUCCGACGCCGACAGACGAGAGGCAUUGCGUCAAUAGUGUUAGUUUGAGGUUUCAUGAAAACGAGAAGGAGGGCGAGGCCAAUGGGAAUGGCGGGGCGAAAUGA
Messenger RNA from Cladophialophora yegresii CBS 114405, 654 nucleotides. RefSeq lists its product as uncharacterized. Bases 1 to 654 code for a protein of 217 amino acids. The transcript has 2 exons. Gene Ontology annotation, molecular function: peptide-methionine (R)-S-oxide reductase activity. NCBI's taxonomy places the organism in Eukaryota, Fungi, Ascomycota, Eurotiomycetes, Chaetothyriales, Herpotrichiellaceae. The record is from RefSeq and is a predicted model, not a curated record. Gene Ontology annotation, biological process: response to oxidative stress; protein repair.